AUGUUUAGUUAUUGUGAACAGUUGAUUAUACAGAAGAGCUUUUGUAAACAAAUUAUUUUGGAACCCAUAUUCAUAGAUAACCCAUAUUUAUCACAAUAAGAAGACUCAGUAAUUAAGUUUAAAAGAACCUAAAGAGUAAUGAAUAUCCUUCCAAAGAAAAGAUGGCACGUUCGAACAAAGGACAACAUUGCUCGUGUAAGGCGUGACGAGGCUGCAGCAAAAGAAGAGGAACAGAAACGUCAAGAAAAAUUAAUAUUAGCGGAAAGCGAAGCACGAAUAAACUUUUUGAGAAAAAAAUCUGGUUCAACUACCACUGAAGGAUCUACAGCAGAGAGUAAACUUUCCACACCUAGUGGAAGUAAUAUUGUUAAUCAACAUGUUGAUUUAUUUUCGGAUUAUAAAUCUCACAUAAAAAAGACAAACAAGGCAUUAGAAGAUGAAAAGAAGGAAGAACAAGAGAAAUAUGAAAAGCAAAUAGGGUACUUAACAUACUUGGGACAGGAUACUAACGAAGCCUUGAAAUUACGAAGCUGGUAUGAGGUAGCACCAAAACGAGCAGAGGUCGGUGAUAGUGACAUAAUUGAAAAAGAUGUGAAAAAUAAACAGUCACAGGAUCCUCUGACGCUCAUUAAUGCUUUACUCCCUAAAGUUGAGGAAAAGAAAGUAGUUACUGGCUUGAAACAACGUUCUCGUGAAGAUACUUCUGCACUGGGUACUUCUCCUCCAUCAAUGAAUAUAAGAAAGCUUGAAAGCGUAACUGAGAAAUAUACAUAUACAAAGCACAAGAAGUCCAAAAAACACAAAAAACAUAAACAUAAAAAAGAAAAGAAUAGAAAACGUGCUAAAUAUGAAGACAACGAAAGUGACGAGGAAGAAAUACAACGUAUUAAACGUGAAAAAUUAGAAAAAAUGCGAAAGGAACGGCUAAUCCGAGAGGCUAACGAAAGAGCACGACAGGAGGCAUUAUUAGCACCGAUAAAACCGGUACAGGAAAUCGAUAAUACUAAUAGUAUGCCUCAUCAACGAAUAGUGCAAAAGUAUAACAGCCAGUUCAACCCAGAAAUAGCAAAACAAAAUAUGAUUUAAAGAUCUUGUUUUUUGCUUGAAUAAAAUCAAUAUUUUUAUAAAUGCAUAUAUGUUCAUUUUCCGUAAAUAUACAUAGUAAUACUCCCACUACUUAAAAAAAAGUUAUUUUAGCAGCUCUUCUUAAUUGACACAUCUGUACUUAUCCAUCUUUUGCACAACGGAAGCCCAAAUUUCCAGAUGAGCUAUCUGCUGUAUUUUGCGAACGGGCAGCACAUCGAUAACGAUAGCAAUAAGAUUUGUGACAUAAAUAAGAGCCUCCUUUCUUUACGUAUUGCGGAUUGGAACUGACGUCGUCUUUUUGCCAACGAUCUUGGGUCCAUUCCCAUACAUUUCCCACCAUAUUAUACAGGUCGUAAUCAUUUUGGUGAAAUGUAUUAACAGGAGCGGUUAUUUCAUAACCAUCUUCAGAUGUAUUUCCGUCUGGAAAAUCACCUUGCCAAAUAUUUACCCUAAAAAUAUACCAAUAUUGUCUUAACAAGUUAAAGAUUUAUUCUUCUCUAUCAUUUGUUGUAGGAUUUACCAGUGCUUUCCAUGAGGUGUUAAUUUGUUUCCCCAAGGGAAAAGUUUGCGUUUCUUUCCACCGCGACAUGCUACUUCCCAUUCUGCUUCAGUUGGCAAUCUUUUUCCUGCCCACUUGCAGUAGGCUACAGCGUCAUUCCAAGAAACAUGGACUACUGGAUGUUCCCACAAAUCUUUUGGUAACAAGAAAAAAAUAAGUUGUGCUAAUAAAUUGAAUGGAUAUAUAUAAAUAAAAUAUUAACCAUUUAUGUUAUUUUUCAGUCCAUGGGGAUUUCGCCACGAAAUUCCCUUAACUUUAAACCACCAUGGAGCACUAACAACACGAUAGUCAACGUAUUUUUCCUGCAUUUCUGGUGUCAAAAGAGUUUUAAACAGAAAGCUAUCUCCAAAUAUCUCUGCUUCUGUAGUAUAAUUCGUUGCUUUCACAAAAUUAUUAAACUCUGCAUUGGACACCUCGUAUUUAUCUAUAUAAAAUUCGGUUAUUUUAACAAGUCGCUCUGGACCCUCACCAUCACUUUCAAAGUGAGGCUCAUCAGUUCCUAUUAAAUAGUUUCCUGCUGGUAUAAGAGACAUUGAUGGAUCCUCUGGAUAGUAAUCUCUGUAGUGUGAACCAUCCUUUUUGUUUUGCUUGCAAACCGGAAUUUCAUUUUUAUUUUCGGUUGGCGUUUUUAAAUCCCUCGAU
Messenger RNA from Bactrocera dorsalis (oriental fruit fly), 2287 nucleotides. Its product is annotated as leukocyte receptor cluster member 1 homolog. Lineage: Eukaryota; Metazoa; Arthropoda; Insecta; Diptera; Tephritidae. The record is from RefSeq and is a predicted model, not a curated record. The coding region runs from base 139 to 1086 and encodes 315 amino acids. The transcript is spliced from 3 exons.